Molecule: messenger RNA, 363 nt
Organism: Penicillium canariense
Lineage: Eukaryota; Fungi; Ascomycota; Eurotiomycetes; Eurotiales; Aspergillaceae
Exons: 2
Coding region: 1-363 (120 amino acids)
Source: RefSeq, a predicted model, not a curated record
AUGUCCCCCAAACGAAGCAAGUCGGGAACAAAGCCAUUCCAUCUGGCCCCAUAUAUCUUUGGCAUCCAAACUGUUCCUCUCCUAGCCAGCGGGGUCUACAGCCUGUUAUUUCCUGCAGCUGCAGCCGGUCUUCCAGACUCACCUUUGCAGGGGACAUUUUACGCCAUCGCGUCAUACCAGAACAAUGUCCCUAUGAUGAUUGCCGCCGUUCCUGGUCGGCUGUUGGCUAUGUUUGUCUUUCAUCGCAGUGGUGGUGGAUGGAAGACGGUUGCACCAUUCGAAGGGUUCAUGAGCCUACUAACUGCUCUAGGGCUUUGGUGGGACUGGCAUACGGCCAGUUUGACAGAUGAGAAGCCAAAGUGA